Molecule: messenger RNA, 977 nt
Organism: Teleopsis dalmanni
Lineage: Eukaryota; Metazoa; Arthropoda; Insecta; Diptera; Diopsidae
Product: eukaryotic translation initiation factor 3 subunit G-1
Exons: 2
Coding region: 112-924 (270 amino acids)
Cellular component (GO): eukaryotic translation initiation factor 3 complex; cytoplasm
Molecular function (GO): RNA binding; translation initiation factor activity
Source: RefSeq, a predicted model, not a curated record
GACUUAAUUUCCAAACACUUUUCAACUUAAUUUGUUUUUGACAUCUACGAAAUUCUUUCUUUAGCGAUUGUAUUUCUCGUGGCGUGUGUAGAUUUUGGUGAUAAUUGAAUUAUGCCUGCUGUAGAAACGAUUAAAUCAUCUUGGGCCGAUGAAGUGGAACUUGAUUAUGGUGGCUUGCCACCAACUACCGAAACAAUAGAAAAUGGUUGUAAAUACGUCACCGAAUACAAGAACAACAAAGAUGAUAAAAAGGUAAAAGUUGUGCGAACGUAUAAAAUAACUAAGCAAGUGGUGCCCAGAACUGUAGCAAAAAGACGCACUUGGGCUAAAUUUGGUGAAUCCAAAAAUGAUAAGCCGGGUCCAAAUUCACAAACAACAAUUAUGGCUGAAGAAAUUUUUAUGCAAUUUCUUAAUUCUAAAGAGGAAGAAAAAGCUAAUGACCCAUUACUGGAUCCAACUAAAAAUAUUGCCAAGUGUCGUAUUUGUAAUGGUGACCAUUGGUCUGUAAAUUGUCCGUACAAAGGCACAGCAAUGGAUACUAAUUUAAUGGAAAAGAAAGCUGCUGCAGCUGCUGCUUCAGUUGUAGAAGCACCUAAGUCUGGUAAAUAUGUUCCGCCAUUCCUUAAAGAUAGUCAGAAGGGCGGUAUAGGAAUGCGUGGACGAGACGAUACUGCUGCUGUGCGCAUAUCAAAUCUUUCAGAAUCUAUGACUGAAGCUGAUCUCGAGGAACUUGUUAAGAAAAUUGGACCACAUAACAAAAUGUAUUUAGCACGCGAUAAAAAUACUGGCCUAUGUAAAGGCUUUGCUUACGUACAUUUUAAGCAACGUAAGGAUGCGGCUGCUGCUAUCGAAAUUUUAAACGGGCAUGGAUAUGAUCAUUUAAUUCUUAGUGUUGAGUGGUCAAAACCACAGAACAACAAUUAACUGCUAAAGUUCUUUUCAUAAUAUUUUAUGACAAAAGAAAUUUCUAUUGGAAC